Verticillium nonalfalfae is the source of this 2583-nucleotide messenger RNA. RefSeq lists its product as uncharacterized. The record is from RefSeq and is a predicted model, not a curated record. The transcript is spliced from 10 exons. Bases 1 to 2583 code for a protein of 860 amino acids. Lineage: Eukaryota; Fungi; Ascomycota; Sordariomycetes; Glomerellales; Plectosphaerellaceae.
AUGAGCGCCAACAAAACAAUGCCCGAGGAACUGGCUCUCGGUCCAGAAAGGACACAAUUGGAAUUAUCGGCUACAUGGGAUACCGACGGAGAUAUCGAUACAAACCUCCGCGCCGAGAGUAAUAAAAAGGGAUCAUUGAUUGAAUCGGACAACGCCAUUGAUAUAUUUUUCAGGUGCAACCGGAACGACCGAAACUGGAAAUGGGAGCAACGGAUUCUGGGACCUGGAGAUGAAGAUUGCGAGGAUGGAGACGGCGACAGCGAAGGCGAACCCGCAAAGAAGAAGCCGAGCCACGAUGGUAACACACAAAAUCCUUUUGCUCGUCUGGGCUGCCCUUACCACAAGUUUGAUCCCUGGCUCUACGACAACGAAACCUGCAGAAGCCCAGGGUGGAAGGAGGUUGCGAAAGUAAAGGAGCAUUUAUAUCGAUCUCAUUGCGUGCCAAAGCAUAUUUGUCUUCGGUGCCAGAUGGUCCUGAACAGCGCAGAGUCGCUCGCAGAUCACGCUCAAGAAGCCCAAGCUUGUGAAAGGCGAGUUCCCGUAUGGACGUGCCAGGUUGAAGACGACCAGAUACCCGACCCUCAGUCUUCGCUGCAGUCUUCCGGUCAAGAACAGACGCCCACGAGCUCGGGCAGCCCAGCCGACUCCGGCCGGUCCAGCUCUGAUCGACCUCUGCCAGGCCCAUCUGCGCGCGAUCCAUGGAUUCGAUGCCAAAAGGAUGCUGCUUCGCAAGAAACCAAGAUCGCCGAGGCGGCGAGCGUCCUGUUUCAGGGUCCUCGCAGCGCGCAUGAGGACGAGGUGGGGCCCAACCCGACCCUUACUUUCCACACUUCCCCAAACUACACCACGAACAUCCUCAGCCUUCUCUUCCACGACGACCCCAUCCAGGACAGCCCUGGAGGCACCACCACCUUCUUUUCUGACCCCAUCAUGACGACCUUCUCGACCGACCCAGCCCUCUACAUCUUCACCUCCCUGACAGCCGGCUCCUCGCACAUUGUCACAGCCACGUCGCGCCUCGAGACCAUCCUCCGCGCGAACCGCGUCCCCUUCAAGGCCGUCGACCUCGCCACCGACCAAAAGGCCCGCAUGCUCUGGGGACGCCGCGCCGGCAAAGAUGCAUCCGGCCGCGUGCGCAAGCUGCCCGGCCUGGCGCAGGAGGGUCUCAUCCUCGGGGACCUCGUUGAAAUCGAAGACUGGAACGAGUACGGCGAGCUGAAGCAGCACGUCAAGAUCUACUACGACGAGUUCACCAUCCCCACCAUCCACAACAAGCCGAAAGACCCGCCGAAACGAUUCGUCCAUCCCAUCACCGGCGCCCCCAUGAAGGGCGGGUCCAAAGCCGGUUCCAAAGCCGCGGCCGGUGCGGCAGCCGCGGCGGCGGCGGCAGCGUCGGCCUCGUCCUCAUCCUCCGCGAAGCCGGCCGCCCCGCCGGCCGCCCCGCCGCUGCCCCCGGCCGAUGAGAAGAAAGCGGCUACCGCGGCACCGGCGAAGAAGGCCGAGACGGGCGAAAAGGUGACGAUGCCGAUCCGCUCCAUCGCCGACGAGGCGGCCCAGAAGGCGAAGGACCUGCGUCUCGCGGCGCUGCGGGCGAAGGUCCACGGCAGCAAGGCCAAGGCCGAGGAGAAAGCCAAGGCAGAGGCCUCGACGAAGGAGGCAGAAGACAAGGCAGCAGUUGCGAAGCCGGAGGACAAGGCAGCAGUUGCGAAGGCCGAGGACAAGGCAGCAGUUGCGAAGACCGAGGACAAGGCAGUCGAGGAAAAGAAGACGGAAGACAAACCGACGGCACAGACAGAAACAAAACCAACCGAGCAGGACACGACGGCCGAGAAAGAAGCAGAAGCAAAGCCCGCACCCACAACCCCAGCCAAGGCCGCCGCCGCCUCGACCUCGACUUCCUCCCUGGCCACGACGACCUCCUCGUCCGCCCCCGGCGGCAGCAGCAGCAGCAUCUCGGCCUUCCGCGCCGCGACGGCCCUGCAGUCCCCGACCCGCACGACCUGGGUGCCCGCCUCGCCGGCCUCGACCGACGCCCUGCGCGAGACGCUGCAGUCGCCGACGACGGCGCGCUGGAAGGCCGCCGCCACGUUUGAGGCCCCCGCCGCGAGCCACAUGGGCGCUGCCCUCGCGGCGGCGUCGCAGGAGGAUAUCGCCGCCAUCGAGAAGGCCGAGGCGAUACCCGAGGAGGACGAGGACGAGGAUGACGAGGACGAAGAGGAAGAGGAAGAGGAAGAAAGCAGCGAAGAGGAAGAGGAGGAGGAGGAGGAGGAGGACAGCAGUGAGGAGGACAGCGACGAGGAGGAAUCCGAGGAGGACGGCGAGGACAAGGCCGAGGCUGCGGUUGCUAAACCUGCCGCUGCUACGUCUGCUUCUGUUGCCACGCCGCCCGCUGCCCCUGCCCCUGCUGCUGCUGCUGCUCCGCCUGUUCCGAAGCCGGUAGAGAGCGCAAGUGAAAGUGAUGAAGAAAGCGAGAGCGAGAGCGAGGAGGACGAUGACGACGACGAGGAAGAACAAGUCAAGAAGCCAGCAGCAGCAGCGCCGGCUCCGGCUGCUGCGACUGCUGCGCCGACAGCGGACAAGUAG